AUGUCGUCUGACUACAAGUUAGAGGGAGUUAAAGGCCAUGAAAUUGAGGACCCAGAAGUUGGUUCACCAAAUGGAGUUCAUAGUAUUCUUGCAGAACGGAGAAAUAUGACUCUCAGUGACAGGUUGUUCAGAGGGAAUCGAGCAGGGCAUGGUGACACCGUCUCUGUUAAUUCCAGUGACGGAAAUGAAAAGCAUGGACAUGGGUCAGCCAAGAAAUCUGAACCUUUGCUGUCUGGGACAGCAUAUUGCCUCUCAUCGUGUAGCAUGAUUUUGCUCAAUAAAAUUGUUCUAUCCGGUUACAACUUCAAUGCAGGAGUAUCGUUGAUGUUCUAUCAAAACUUGAUAAGUACUGUAAUUGUUGUAUUGUUGGACUUCUCUGGAUUUGUUACUGUGGAAAAGCUCAAUUGGAAACUGGUUAAGGUCUGGAUCCCUGUUAAUGUAAUCUUCAUCGGCAUGCUUGUAUCAGGCAUGUAUAGUUUGAAAUACGUAAAUAUUGCAAUGGUGACCAUUCUGAAGAAUGUGACAAAUAUUUUAACAGCUCUGGGAGAAUUAUACAUGUUCCGGAAACACCAGAAUCAGAAAGUGUGGACUGCGAUGUUUCUGAUGAUUAUCUCAGCUAUCAGCAGUGGCAUUACAGAUAUCUCCUUUGAUGGUGUAGGUUAUGCUUGGCAAUUUUCAAAUUGCAUACUAACAGCAAGCUACUCACUUACUCUACGGCGAGUCAUGGAUGAAGCCAAAAAGCAUACAAGAUCUGGAUCUCUGAAUGAAGUUUCAAUGGUCUUGUUGAAUAACUUGCUAUCUCUACCUUUUGCUGCCUUCUUGAUUGUUCUGUUUGGGGAAUGGGAAUAUGUGAUUAACGCGGAUGUAGUUAAGUUGCCAAUGUUUUGGAUUAUUGCAACAGCUAGCGGGUUGCUUGGACUUGCCAUUAGCUUCACUUCCAUGUGGUUUCUGCAUCAAACUGGGCCAACCACCUAUAGUCUGGUGGGUUCCUUAAACAAAAUUCCCAUUUCUCUUGCUGGUUUAGUCUUGUUCAGGGUGCCUCUCAGUCUACCGAACCUCUUCAGCAUACUAUUUGGUUUAUUCGCUGGAAUAUUCUUCGCCAGGGCCAAAAUGUCUUAAUUCAGAAUGAAUUUAUUAGGAUAAAGAUGGAGGAAUCACUUCCUUAGUUGGCGAGUGAUAUAUCGUCUCAUGCUAAUUCAG
Molecule: messenger RNA, 1200 nt
Organism: Argentina anserina (silverweed cinquefoil)
Lineage: Eukaryota; Viridiplantae; Streptophyta; Magnoliopsida; Rosales; Rosaceae
Product: GDP-mannose transporter GONST2-like
Exons: 9
Coding region: 1-1119 (372 amino acids)
Cellular component (GO): Golgi apparatus
Molecular function (GO): antiporter activity; GDP-fucose transmembrane transporter activity
Source: RefSeq, a predicted model, not a curated record